This is a messenger RNA of Temnothorax curvispinosus, 1847 nucleotides long. RefSeq lists its product as uncharacterized. The transcript is spliced from 2 exons. The record is from RefSeq and is a predicted model, not a curated record. Gene Ontology annotation, cellular component: nucleus; elongator holoenzyme complex; cytosol. Gene Ontology annotation, biological process: tRNA wobble uridine modification. The coding region runs from base 438 to 1286 and encodes 282 amino acids. NCBI's taxonomy places the organism in Eukaryota, Metazoa, Arthropoda, Insecta, Hymenoptera, Formicidae. Gene Ontology annotation, molecular function: tRNA binding.
AAACUGGGAACUCGUAUCUCGCUAGGAUGACUCAAAUUCUCGCGUUCGUCAUAAUAUGAUUUUGCUGACGUGGUUAUGUUUAUUCCCUCACAUUCCCUGGAUUCCGCGUGAUGCGUGAUGCCAAAUGCCAAUACGUUCGGAGAAGAGCGUCCGUCGCCGUCGGACUCACAGUUUGCCGCUUCGCGCCCGUGACACACCGUGUAACGAGAAAUAGACACGCGUUAGAUAAAUUCUGUUGACACGAUUACGAGAGGCAUGUCGGCGAUAUUCCAAAUAUCCAAAAAUAGCAGAUAUCGCAGUUCCACGCGUCGCGCACGUGCGACUCUUUAGGAGAACAACAAUGAAGGCUCCUCUAUCGUCCGUGUUUUUUUAUUAAUUAAUUACUUUGCUGGUACACUUAUUAUUUUUUUUACAAAGCUACAGCUUGUACAACAAGAAUGUCACUCGUGGAAACAUUACCUUUGCUAGAUGGGGCGAAAGUAAUUGUUAUAGACGAAGGUCUAGAUGUAACGCAUGCGACAGCAUUGAUAGCCGGAUGGGUGAACGUGUGGAAGGAGAAGAAUUCUGACUACAAUAUCGAUUUGUUGUCAUUUUCCGAUCCAAAGGCUUGGUACGACGACGAACCAAAACCGCUCAUAUCACCGAAUGUAAACUUGCACGAUUACUAUGAUGUUUAUCCGAAUGAAAACAUUGAGAGUAAAGACUUGGAAAAUCUCGAUUAUAUACUCGAAACUGUCAAGUUGAAGCCUCAAAAUACGGUUGUUGUCAAUUGUUUGAGUUCUUUGGUUCUGUAUGUGGGUUUGGGAAAAGCUCUGCGGUUUGUGGAGAAGUUAAGUAGGCAAGUGUCGCAAUUGAUAUGUAUUUAUCGGAGGGAUUUCAUGCAGAUCAAAGUUCCCGCAAUCGAGACUUUCGGCACUACUUAUGUCAAACUGGAAAGGUUUACCGGAGUCAACCCUACAAACAAUUUAAUUUAUAAUGCUAAGCUCACCCAUAGAAAGUCGGGUGGUUCCAUGAUAUGCCAAACAGAAAUAAUAAGGCAGGAUAUUGAAUCUUAUCGGAUCAAUGCUGAAAAAGUUGUGGUACCAAGGAUCCGCAAGACGGAACCAGAACCAGUAAAGAUUGAAGCGUCAUUUAGAAUAGAAAUGAGCGCUCAGGAGAUGGACCAAAGGGACAAGACACCUUUACCCUACACUUUGAAUGCAACAAAUACAUCCAGGAUAUUUUAUCAACCGGAAGAUGUAGAUGAUAUAGAUGAAGAGGAUCCUGAUGAUGAUCUGUGCAUAUAAGUUUAUAAAAAUAAAAGAAUUUGUAUGCAAAAACUAUAUAAUAUAACAUAUAUUUUAUAUAAAACAAAAACUUGUUAAGCGCAUAUUUUUUAUAUUUCAUUGGGAGACAAAUUUUUCCGAAUCUUGAGGGUAAAUUCUUAGAGAAAAAUACAAAAAUAUAUAUUACAUAGAUUGGAAAGAGACAGAAAGUUGAAUCUUUUUUUGAGUUAUAUCAGUAAUAAAAGCGAUACAAGCUUUUAAAUAUAUUUCGAAUACUGCAGGGAUAUUUUUUCUAAAAUUCGAAAUUAAAUUGUCGGAAUUGAUUACUUCGCAACUGCAGUGUAUGAAAUAUUAUUUCUUAUGAAUAUUACUCGAAUCCUAGAAAAUAAAUGAUUAAUGAAUUUGAAGUACGGAUUUUGAAGUACAUAUUGAACUUGUUAUCCUUAGUUAUAAUGCAUUGUAUUAGUGUAUUAGUGUUAUCAAUUUAUGAUUCAGAUAUCUUACUUCUCUAGUGAUUUAGAAAGCGUUAAUCACUUCCGGAGUGACUCAAACCUGCUUAAAUCGAAAACGUUAUUGGGGAGU